Molecule: messenger RNA, 413 nt
Organism: Paramecium octaurelia
Lineage: Eukaryota; Ciliophora; Oligohymenophorea; Peniculida; Parameciidae
Source: the annotation of a GenBank genome assembly
AUGAAGACUCGAUUUCGGAAUUUCCAAAUGAUUCAAUAAUAAAAUUUCUUCCAUACUUUAUCAACGUUUUUAUUGAUAGAAUAAGCUUUUGUCAAAUUGGAAGUAAUUUCUGGAGUUCUUGAAAAAUAGAUGAAAAAGAAAUGUCGAAAAACAUUAUAACAUUAACAACUUAGAGAUUCCAAUAAUUUUGAUCUAUAAGGAGAAGCUAAAAAAUACCAGGUUUAAUUUGUCAUUAAUUCUUCUGUGGAGGAAUUGAUUACAUAGCUUCAUCAAUUAUUACAACCAGGAAAUUAAGAGAUAUUGCUCUUUAUAUAUAAUGGUACGGUUCUGAAUUCAAAAAGGUAUCUCAAGGAUUAUAAUAUAAUAAAAGAUAGCACUUUAUAAAUUAUAAUUAAACUCAAGGAGGGAUAUGA